Molecule: messenger RNA, 471 nt
Organism: Nematocida ausubeli
Lineage: Eukaryota; Fungi; Microsporidia
Exons: 1
Coding region: 1-471 (156 amino acids)
Biological process (GO): DNA repair; proteasome-mediated ubiquitin-dependent protein catabolic process; protein polyubiquitination
Cellular component (GO): HULC complex
Molecular function (GO): ubiquitin conjugating enzyme activity
Source: RefSeq, a predicted model, not a curated record
AUGUCUACACCAACCAGACGGAAAAUUAUGCGGGAUAUGAAGAAGCUACUGGAAGAACCGCUUGAGAACAUAAUGGCAGUCCCCAGCAAAGAAAACAUAAUGGAUUGGAGAGCAAUUAUAUUUGGGCCAGAAGACACGCCCUUUGAGGAUGGAGUGUUUGAGCUUAAAAUGACAUUUACAGAGUCAUACCCCCAACAUCCCCCAGAAAUAUCCUUUAUAUCAGAGAUCUUUCACCCUAAUAUAUAUCCAAAUGGUGAACUGUGUUUGGAUAUUCUCAAAAACAAAUGGAACUCUGCAUAUGGAAUAGGACAAGUUCUUCUGUGCAUUCAAUCGCUGCUUAAUGACCCAAAUACAAACUCACCUGCUAAUUCAGUGGCAUCAGAUUUGUAUCUUAAUGAUACGCUUAGCUAUAUUAAGAAGGUCAGGGCUGCUGUUGAGAAAACAUGGGUAGAAAGGCUGAGCACAAACUGA